Messenger RNA from Diorhabda carinulata, 810 nucleotides. RefSeq lists its product as uncharacterized. Bases 108 to 725 code for a protein of 205 amino acids. Lineage: Eukaryota; Metazoa; Arthropoda; Insecta; Coleoptera; Chrysomelidae. The record is from RefSeq and is a predicted model, not a curated record. The transcript is spliced from 4 exons.
UGAAAUUUGAUAAACAGAAAGUUUGUUAUUUUGAAUUUAAGUGAAGUUGUAGAUCCGAAGGGCUGUUAGAAUUUUUCAUUAUAUUUUGUAUCUUGUAAUCUAAGAAUAUGAAUACCAACGAAGUACUAAAAUUUGUAUCAACUAUAAGUAAUCAAAUAAUAGAGGAAAUUAACUCAUCUUCCGAAAUAUUUGAGAGAUACCUUAAUGAUUACAAAAAUGUACCAAUAAAAUUACAGCCUCUACCUAUAAUUUUGGAUUUCCUAAACAAAAUUGAUAAUAAAACAGCUGAAGAUAAGUUGGACAAAAUGUCUAAUAAAAACAGCAUAUUUUUAAAUAAACUCGAGAAAGAAAAGGAUGAAUUACAACAAAAACUGGAUGAUUUAGAAAAAUGCAAUAUUGAAGCAGAAAAAACAGUAAAAACUUUAGAACAAAAAUUAAUGAGUCUUAAAGCUAAACAAUCAAAAAUGGAUAAAAAAAGGGCUGAAAUAUUAGUCUACAAGUUACUGACUAACACAACUUUUUGUUAUGAAUCUAAUUGUGUCAAAGGCUAUGUUAUUGGUGAAUUUCCGGAAAAAUUUAAGUGUUUUGAUUUGAAUCCAAAGAAAUUAUCUUCCAAAGAAAUUACUGAUGCUUUAUAUGAAACAUUGAAUAAAGUUUAUAAUGAUCCAACAGAAGAAGAAGAAAAAGAUGAGGAGAAAAAGUUGCAAAAUGAUAUACAAACUUAAGAAUAUCUUUGAUUUAUCUUUUACAAAAGUUAAGUAUCUUAAGUAAUUUUACGUUUUGUAUAAAUUCCCAAUAAAAACAUUUUAC